GAUGGAUAACUUCAAACACAUAUAUCUCCAAUCGAUUCGACGCUUAUUGGAGCACGACAGCAGCGGUACGAUAUGCCCCAGUUGUCGCAUCUCUUUCGACAAGGGCAAACGGCGGAAAUUGAUCGAUACCUGUGGACAUGAGCGUUGCUAUUCCUGUAUGUUUCGUAACGAUCAGUGUCCGAUGUGCAUGAAUAGUAACAGUUCGUUGAAAGAUGUUGACUGCAAUAGCAAUGCUCAAGGCUAUGACACAGGUAUCGGCGGCUCUACAUCGACAAUUGUUAGCCCUCUAGGUUCGCCACAGCCGCAACUGAGAUCACAAGUGCAACAGCAACAUCAUCAGCAACAACAGCAGCUACUACAGCUACAACAGCAACAGCAGCAGCGUACAAAUGCUGCCGCACUGGCGCGUUAUAUGCAGAAAUGUAGCGCAAGUGUCAAACACUUUUUCAAGCAACAGAAUAUAGAAAUUCAGAGCAAUAAUGGUAAACCAACUUGGACCAACAACAAACGUUAG
This is a messenger RNA of Rhagoletis zephyria (snowberry fruit fly), 514 nucleotides long. RefSeq names its product transcriptional activator protein DAL81-like. Lineage: Eukaryota; Metazoa; Arthropoda; Insecta; Diptera; Tephritidae. The record is from RefSeq and is a predicted model, not a curated record.